Rhinocladiella mackenziei CBS 650.93 is the source of this 1554-nucleotide messenger RNA. RefSeq lists its product as uncharacterized. The transcript has 2 exons. Gene Ontology annotation, biological process: Golgi localization; endoplasmic reticulum to Golgi vesicle-mediated transport; retrograde vesicle-mediated transport, Golgi to endoplasmic reticulum. The coding region runs from base 1 to 1554 and encodes 517 amino acids. NCBI's taxonomy places the organism in Eukaryota, Fungi, Ascomycota, Eurotiomycetes, Chaetothyriales, Herpotrichiellaceae. Gene Ontology annotation, cellular component: cytosol; COPI vesicle coat. The record is from RefSeq and is a predicted model, not a curated record.
AUGGUCAUCCUCGCGGCCUCCAUCUGCACAAGAGGCGGCAAGCCCCUUCUCUCCCGCCAAUUCAGAGAGAUCCAAAAAUCCCGAGUUGAAGCGCUGCUGGCCUCAUUCCCCAAAUUGGCCGAUUCCUCGACCCAGCACACGACGGUCGAGCAAGAGAAUGUCCGCUACGUCUACCAGCCGCUCGACGAACUGUACCUUGUCCUCAUAACCAAUAAACAAUCCAACAUCUUACAGGACAUUGACAGUCUACACCUAUUCGGCCAGGUGGUCACGUCGAUCUGCAAAAAGACGGACGAGCGGGAAAUCCUACGCAAUGCGUUUGAAUUACUCAGCGCCUUCGACGAGCUCGUCACCAUGGGUUACCGCGAGAACCUGUCCUUGAGUCAGAUCAAGACCUUCCUGGAAAUGGAGUCCCACGAGGAAAGAAUUCAGGAGAUCAUUGCCCGGAAUAAGGAGCUGGAAGCUUCAGAGGAACGGAAACGAAAAGCUAAACAACUCGAGCUGCAAAGAAAAGAAGCCGCUCGGUCUGCGGCGUAUGGAAGAGGAGUCGCUCCCAAAAUGCCCCAGCAGCCCACAUACACCCCCCCGGUGCGACCAGAGACCUACGACGCAUAUGAGGCCGAGAAGAACAAGAUCUCAAGCAAAUUCUCGGCUUCCAGAUCGACAAAGGGCAUGCAGCUGGGCAAGAAAUCUAAGACGUCCAACGCCUUUGCCAGGGUCCAGCAAGAGCUCGGCUCGCCAGAACCCGAACCUAGCAGCACCCUCGAGGUCGAGCUACCCGACCGAAGUAUCCCAACAGCCACAACCCACACCCCGAGCCUCUCUCACGCUCACCCCAUCCUCAUCUCCGUCACUGAAACACUCACCGCGAAACUCUCACGCGAAGGCGCUCUCAAAUCCUUCGAAGUCAAAGGUGACCUACAGCUGAAAAUCACCGAUUCAGCACUGACCAAACUUGCCUUGUCCGUCCAAGCAGUCGAAGGGCCCUUGAAAGCCCAAUUCCGCACCCAUCCCAACGUAGACAAAGCCCUCUUCACCUCACAAAAGCUCAUCCAACUGAAAGACACGAGCAAACGGUUCCCUUCGAACAACAGCAUCGGCGUCCUACGCUGGCGCGCCACCGCGCCCGCAGACACACCGGACGUCUUGCCCGUGACCUUCACCGCGUGGGUCAACAAGUCGGACGACAGCUACACAAUCACAAUCGAAUACGAGUUGACGAACCCCGAGCACACCCUGCGCGACGUGACGGUGACGAUCCCGUAUUCAUCGUCCGAACCGGCCGUCUCCUCCUUCGAUGCCAUGUACCAAGUAACAGGCGACUCGCUGGAGUGGACGAUCGGGAUCAUCGACGCCGACAACAACAACGGCAGCUUCGAGUUCGAGGCCCAAACGGAUGACGACUCCGAAUUCUUCCCCAUGAGCGUCUGCUUCGAGAUGGCCCGGCCGUUUGUCGAGGUCGAUGUCCUUGGAGCGCGGCUCUUGGAGAUGGAUGAGGAUGUUGGGUUUGAGAAGGUCAUCAAGGCCACUGCCGAUGGGUUUGUGAUUGAGUAA